AUGACAGAAAAAGCUCGAGAAUAUCUGCACAAAACCGGUCGCUUCAUCGUGAUCGGAGGAAUCAUCUCCCCGGUGCACGACUCCUACGGGAAACCUGGUUUAGUGCCCAGCAGACACCGACUCACCAUGUGUCAGCUGGCUGUCCAGUCCCCUGAUUGGAUCAGGGUGGAUCCCUGGGAGUGUUACCAGGACACCUGGCAGACGACCUGCAGCGUGCUGGAGCAUCACCGCGACCUGAUGAAGAGAGUCACCGGCUGCAUCCUGUCCAACGUCAACACGCCAUCUACGACUCCUGUGAUUGGUCAGCCACAGAACCAGACUCCCACCCCCAUCUACCAGAACCACAACAACAUGAACCACAAGCCCACAGCCGUCAAACUGUGGGGGAAGGUCAGCGAGAAUUUGGGGAAAAUCUGCUGCGUCCGCCCUCACAUUGAGCGCUUCACCUUCGUCGAUGAAAACGCUAACCUGGGGAUGGCGAUGAGAUACGAGGAGAUCGAGUUACGCAUCUUGCUCCUGUGUGGCAGUGAUCUCCUGGAGUCCUUCUGCAUCCCUGGCCUGUGGAAGGACAGUGAUAUGGAGGUGAUCGUGGGGGAUUUUGGGAUCGUGGUGGUUCCUCGUGAUGGAGCCGACACCGAGAAGAUCAUGAAUCAUUCCUCCAUUCUCCGCAAGUUCAAGGACAACAUCACUGUGGUGAAAGAUGGGAUAAGCCACCCGAUGUCCAUCGUCAGCUCAACCAAGAGCAGACUGGCCCUGCAACACGGUGACGGCCACGUGGUGGACUACCUGAGUCAGCCUGUCAUCGACUACAUCCUGCAGAGUCAGCUGUACAUCAACGCCUCCGGAUAGAGAGCUGCCGCAUGAGAAAAACAACAACUAAACUUCCUUCUCUGUCUUCUGUGUCUAACAUAUUCUCUUCUUUGAGCUUUCAACUGGAGCCUUAGCCUCCUUCUGUCUGUGUCACGGGCUGGGGUGGGGGGUUCAUGUUGGGAUGAGAUGGGGGUGUUGGAGGUCAUCUCUAAGGGCUACAGAGGCGUCACUGAUGUGUUUUCUCACUCUGUUUGUUAUCUGUCUGUGUUAAAGCUUGGGGGUGCAUGCUCAGUGUACCAGGGGCCAACUUCUGUAUCGGGGGGGCAUCUAGCCUCAAGGCGACAGGGUUAUUGAGCCUCAUGCAAGAACCAACUCGUACAAACAGAAUAGUAAGAAAACGUUUUCUCAUGAUAUAGUUUUCCGUUGGGUACAUAGGAAAUAAAGAAGCCGUUCUUUCUCCAACACAAUAAAAAUGUGUUUGACUUAAAUACUAAUAUGAAUAUAAAUGAACUUGGAGAUUAAUUGUCUCAAACUAAAAAUGCAAAAUAACCAAACAAAAGUAAAAUUGCUAAUAUUCUGUUCAAUCUGUCAAACAUUUCAGCACAUCAUGUAACCAGGGGUGCCCAAAAGGUCGAAGUGAGGUAGAUUGCGCACCGUUAAUAGAAAUAUACAUAUAUACUCCCCCAACGGAACCCCGCGCCCCAGGAAUUCAAGUUGUUUGUUUUUUACUUGCCUUGCGCAUUCACCAAUGUUUCGCUCCCGCACACACACACCUAAGAGACAGAGCGGAGGAAAGGAGAGGAGUGGAGUGAACUACACACCAGCAACCCCCCCCAUCACACAAACCGCUGACAGCACGCCCCCCUGGUCAUUUCAAAAAUAGCUCAUAAGCCCAAAAAGUGUGGGCCCCCCUGAUGUAUACCAUGAUAUCAUCUGCAUAUUAUCCAUUUAAAUCCACAGUAAUUCUUGAAACAACGGGUCCUUGUUUCAGACAGAAGUAGAUAAAAGCAGCUGAAAAGUCGACUGUACUUCCUGUAACUAGCUCGCUAAUUAAGCCAACGUUAGCUUCAUGAGCUGAUUGAAAACUCUGUCUUAAGUUGAUUUCUUAGUGUUUGUCGCGGACUUGUUUGCAGAUUCAGAUAACUUUAUUGUUCAUUAGAUUUGCAUACAAUGGAAAUUGUUCUUUGGCACUGACGUAAGAAACAACGCAAACAAUACACAACGAUUAUGCGUCUUAAAAAGCAAAAGUGCAAUAAUGAAAGUGAUGAGUUGGUUGUUCUACUGGUAUGUAAGUCCAUCUAAACAUCAGUUGAGAACCCUGCAAAGGUUUUUAAAUGUGAACACGAUGGCCUCACACUGAAUCACGCUAAAUUUGAAGGAGGAAGAUAAACAACGUGUUGUGAGAAGUGAAGGCGCGUUUCUCGAGGCGUCCAAUCCAAUAAACCCAACAAAACCUGGUAACUUGUUCCAUAAAUUCAUUGUUGCAUUCUUUGAAAAUACAGCAGUGUUUUUCCUUUUUCACAAAAAGUACGCUGAGACUUUAAAGAUUUUAGAUCUCUAUCCGGGCGAAUAAACACACAAGAUGUGCAUUUUCAGUUUGCAGUGUUUCCUGUUGUCGGUGGUGUAAAAGUUGGUGAAUGGAUAAAAGCUAAAUGAGCACAGAAGAAUUGAAUGAAUGAGGACGUACAUAAAGCUCAGAUCUGAUGUCCUCACAUUAACAAUGAACUCAAAUGAAUGAUUUACAUCCGCUUUUCUUCUUCUGUAAAGUUUUAACGGUUCUCCACCUCCUGCUUAUCUCCGUCAACCAAGUCCGAAUAAUCGCACAAAACAAGCUUUCAUUGACACUUCCUGUUGCUGAUUUUCUCUGAAUUCGGUUAAUUUGCGAAACAUUUGUACGGAAACACGGCGACAGGGAGAUUUGUUCAGAAUAAUGAUGCAAACGUGUUCUUGCAUGAGGCUUGUUGUCGACUUUAGAAGUAAAUCUAACUUGUGGAUCCUCUCAGCUGUGCUCUGCAACACGUAGGCUAAGCUGCCGCCGCGGCCCUCCGUCUCCGUCCUGCUGUAGCCAACACUGUACAUAGUGACACUCCAAUCAUAGUUCAUAUCAACAGUUUAACCUCCGAACUGAAGGUAUGCUGACCUGCAGGUAACCGGUGAAACUAACCCGCCCGGUGAACUGACGACAUCAAUAAUGGAGGAUUCAAACGCAGUCCACUCCAUCGUUGUCGUGUCCUGAGACAUGAUGAUGAACUUUUCUAAAACAAAUCCUCAGCAGCAGUGUUGUUGUUGUUGUUGUUGUUAUUGUUGUUGUUGUUGGAGUGUAUAAGGUUGUUUUUCUUCUUCAUGUAUUAGCUCUUAUUACUGUAGACUGCAUGCUUAGACAGGUUUGGUUCUGGCAUGUUCAUCACUUAGAAUAUGAUGUGUUGUGAACGUGUUUGCAAAAACUAAAAAGAAACACAAAAAGUAAAUAUAUAUAUUAUAUAUAAUAUACAUAUAUAUAUAGUGGGGACCAUCAUCACCCACGUCUGUCCAUUUUCUAUUCACUCUGUUAAUGAACAGAAGAUGAACGCCUCAUUAAUGUACAUUUACUCAUGUUUCCUGCGUGUGUGUGAGAGUGUGUGUGUGAGAGUGUGUGUGUGUGUGUGUUGUUUCCUGUCAAUCACUUUUUGUUGAACCAUGAAGCUGAAAAUGAAUCUUGUUUCUGUAUUAAUCUGCCUUUUGUUGCUCUGACUUCUUUUGAUUGUAAACUGUGAUGCACUCUUAAA
Molecule: messenger RNA, 3575 nt
Organism: Cottoperca gobio
Lineage: Eukaryota; Metazoa; Chordata; Actinopteri; Perciformes; Bovichtidae
Gene: nmnat2
Product: nicotinamide nucleotide adenylyltransferase 2
Biological process (GO): NAD+ biosynthetic process
Cellular component (GO): Golgi apparatus
Molecular function (GO): nicotinate-nucleotide adenylyltransferase activity; nicotinamide-nucleotide adenylyltransferase activity
Source: RefSeq, a predicted model, not a curated record